AACGAAACCGGUCUUGUCUAAAAAUAGAUUAUACAGGUAUUGAGCACACAUUUUGUGUACUUCUUUUUUCGGAACUUCGGGGUUUUAGGGCGUUUUGCUUUUAACUGCAAGCCCAUAAGACUGGAUUCCUUGUGGAAGUGUUAAUUACUCUAUUAAAGGUGAGCCCAAGCAGUCACGAUGAGGGGCAUUUCAUUGACAUGGACUGCUGUGCUGUUUCUAAGCAUUACAUAUGUUACAGCAGAAAUAAUAUGGCAAAGAGAUAUGAAUGAAUUUGAGUUUGUUGAACCACCAGGAGAUGACUAUAUAAAAAUUGAAGAAAAUAAAGCUUUUGAAACAAAUUGGAAUGGAAAAUAUAUAUACACGCUGCGAGCUGUAGAUUCAGUUACAAACAGCCCAGCUGGUAUAAUCUAUGGUUUCAACAACGCUCCAGAGGACAACACUGACACUACUUUGUCGGCUACGUCUUCUUAUUUUCGAAUCAACAGGACCUCGGGCGAAGUUUUCAUGUGCUGUAACAAGCUAGAUUAUGAGGAUCCUUCAAACAGAAAUAUUCGACUACAGCUGAUAGCGAAAAGAGAAGAUGAAUCUGACUUUAGAAAAAGAACAAGUACAUGUAGAGUGCUGGAUUUCAAUGACAAUAGACCCAAGUUUCGCAAUGACACUGUGUCAUACACCGUUAGAGAGAAUACCCCAGUAGAUGAUCCAAUCAGUGGCACCCUGGCGAUAAAGAACAUAGUAAUGACUGAUGUUGAUAACGUACGUUCAGCAGGUGUCAACUAUUUAAGAGCAAGCGUCCUUUUCUGUACUAUAAGCAAUGAAGAAGUGCCAUGCAGUGAUAGGUUUAGGCUGAACGCUACUGCAUUAAACGAAAAAAAGUUUAAUGGUGAUUUGUAUGUCCUUAAACCGCUGGAUUAUGAAGUGGCCGGUGUAUUUCAAGUUGUUAUAACAGUUGAUGAUGGUUACUUUAAUCAACGAUAUGAUGUUACUGUCAAUGUUAUAGAUGAACAAGAUUUGGGUCCCAUUUGGACUGUGCUGCCAAACAGGAUCACCAUUCUAGAUCAACCAGCGUUGUCACUUGGUGAUACAAUGUUUAUUCAGGACAUACAGAUUCAAGCUGAAGACCAGGACACUGGAAAAAGAGCUAUAUUUUAUGAAAUCAUACCAAGUGAUUACCAAGGUAUACCUAUACAGAAUGUAUGGGAAAUAAAUAACAGAACUGGCAUCAUAACAAAUAAAGUUAAUCUGGAUUUGGAAGAUACAACUUACUUUCGCUCAUACGAUCCAAAGAUUUUGCGAGAUUUGUGGCUAAUUAGGGUGAAGGCAUGUGAAAUCAUAAGUGAAAAUCCAUUUAAACUUGGGAAUGAUUCUGAGUGCACAACUAUCGGUACUGUUCCUGUUUCAAUCAAGGAUGUGAAUGACAACCGACCAAUAUUAGACAGAGGGCUUUAUGUUUAUUCUUUAUUAGAGACUGCGCCUUCUGGAUUUAUUCUGAAUGAUCCCCCAAUUAUUCCUUUUGAUGGGGAUACGGAAUUGUAUAACGCAUUCACUAGUGAGUUUAUUGGAAACAGUGAAGAGUUUGAGGUCGGCGGCAUACCAACAGCACCUCAUAUUCAAGUGAAGAACUCGGAUUUGAUUGAUUAUGACCGAGGACCGAAGAUGUAUCGACUGACUUUGAGAACAUAUGAUAUAGAUGACAAUUCCAAAUCAUCAGUGGCAGAAAUUCUUGUCAAUAUUCUUGAUGUCAAUGACAAUAGACCUACUUUCCCACAAGCAGCUUACAAUGCCACCAUUCCAGAAGAUUCUCCUGUCGGCACAGCUGUGAAGAGAAUUCAGGCAACUGAUAUUGAUAGUGGAGAGUUUGGUACAGAUGGAAUAAGAUAUGAACUCUAUGGAUCCUACUUAGAUCUAUUCACAAUUAACUCAGAAACAGGUUUAGUCGAGGUUGCUUCCUGCGAUACAUAUGGUGUGAGGCCAUGCUUAGACUAUGACACUGCCCCUACUAUUUAUAGAUUAACCAUAAGAGCAAGGGACAGUAAAGGAAGUCUAAAUGGGAAGUUUUCAACGGUGUCUCUGAACGUAUAUUUGACAAAUGUUAACGAUAAUCCACCUGUGGUUGGAGAUUAUGAAAGAGAAAUAAUAGAGAAUGAAAGAGAAUUUGAUCCAGAACUUAAAGUACAGGGAACAGAUUUGGAUGGACCUCUGACUCAGCUAGAAUACAGUAUCGAGUCACAAAGUCCUGGACAGUUCUUUGCUAUCAAUCCAAGUACAGGAGUUAUUUUUGUCAACAAACCAAAUGGAGCUGGCAUUAAAUACGUUGACGGCAAACCCGACGGAAGUGGUGGAAGCAGAUUUGAAGUUCUAGUAACAGUUACAGAUGGUAAAUACACUGCUAAUUCCAAAGUGUCUAUUUCUGUGAGGGAUAUAAAUGACAAUGCACCAAAUUUCAUUCCAAGUUACUAUGAGAUCAGCAUAAAUGAAACAACUCCACCAGGUACAUCUCUUCUACAGUUGACCGCUGUGGAUGCUGAUGACCCAACAUCUGAUAAUGGCAAAUUAGAGUACACUAUAACCACAGGAAAUUUAGGUGGGAAGUUUGGGGUGAAUAGAAUAACAGGAGAGGUAUUUGUAACGGAAGGUGCCGUGUUUGACUAUGAUGUCAUCAACAGAUAUCAAAUGCAGGCUGUUGUAAAUGACAAAGGUACUAAUCGUCUAACUGGAAAUGCCACUAUCGUUAUCAAUAUUCUAGACAACAAUAAUAAAGAUCCAUAUAUUGACCCAUUCUUACAAGAGUUUACAGUCUAUGAUGAUGCUCUGCCAGGUUUUAAAGUUGGAAGCAUAAAAGCGUAUGAUCCUGAUUUAGAUGCAUUACUGAGAUACGUAUUUACUGAGCCGAAAGAAGCCAGUUCAAAUGAAGGCAAUGUUGUGGAUCCUAAUAUUGUUGAUUUUAGGGAUCUCUUUACAAUUGAAUAUGAAACUGGUGACAUAUAUGUAAACAAGGAACUCAGCAGCGUACUAACAGCUAUUGUUUCUUACGGGGUAGAGGUUCGUGACAUCACACCUACUCCAUAUCAGGUCGGGCCAGGAAGAAUCGUCAUUUAUGUAUUACCUUUCAAUAAAGUUCCGCCGCGGUUUGACCCAUACGAGACUCCAAUUUAUAUUAAUGAGGAACAACCUAUUGGAAGCGUGAUAUUGAGUUUCAUUGCUCAAGAUGACAAUGGAAUAAGGAUGUAUACUAUUUUUGAGCAGCCCGAUGACAACUUUGUUGCAAUUAACCCUAACACGGGGUCAGUAAGUAUAUUGAAUAGGAUCGAUUAUGAUGAUGCCCGCCAGGUGUUCAAUACCUAUUUCAAAGCCAUGGCCAUUGAUCUCGGAGACCCUGAGUUGAGUGCAACAGCUUCGGUCAGUGUCAUCUUUAUGAAUAUCAACGACAAUUUCCCAGAAUUCAUUGAUCCGAUCCGUGGAACCAAGAAGAACAUUUACACAGCUAGAAUACCGGAGAAUUCACCUGAUGGUACAUUUAUUGCUACCGCUUAUGCCUUUGAUAAGGACUACCCGGAUAACAACACUUACGACCAGGUUCGGUACUUUAUGGACGAUGACAGAUUUGAUGUAGAUCCAAUGAAUGGAACAAUAUUUGUACGUCUACGUAAUGGUGCAGUGUUGGACAGAGAGAAGAAUGCACGUCUUAAUGCACGUGUCUUUGCCAUUGAUAACCCGAAAGGACCAGCUUCUAAUCAGAACAGAAGAGCCGCCUCGGUGCAAGUAGUGUUAACUGAUGUAAAUGACAACUGCCCGGCAUUCUCAAGUAACGAAUAUCAAGUGACGAUCUUCGAAACUAUUGGCGUUGGAACUGAUAUAUUACAGUUAUUCUCGACUGACCGAGAUAUUGGAGAAAAUGCUAUAGCUUACUACAGUAAAAUCAGUGGUUCCGGCACAGAUUAUGACGAUUUCUUCGAUGUCAGACGAGAGUUUGGACGUGUUUACGUGAAAAGAAGUUUAGUACGACAUACAGGAACAUAUCGGUUCUUUAUACGAGCCACAGAUAACGUUGGAUCUGGAUGUUCUAAAAACACGACUGUGAUUGUGAAAGUGAUGCCGUCUGCCAAUGCUCCACCAAUAUGGGUUAUACCUCCGAUUGACAAUAUGACUAUAUUUGUACUAGAGGAGCAGUACAACGGAAUGUUGGUAUAUGACGUGUCGGCUCGAGAUGAGGAUUCCGGAGUGAACGGUCUCGUAGAUUACAGUUUCAUUUACAACGGAAUAGAUACCCAGGCUACACCAGAUUUUAAAAUUAACAAGGUUACAGGGGUUAUUCAAGCUGAGAUUGUAUACGACAGAGAAAAGGUUGACAAAUAUGUGCUGUUAUUGAAGGCUAGAGAUAAUGGUAAAACUCGACUGGAAACAACUCGUUUCCUGACAGUGGUUGUACUUGAUGUCAAUGAUAAUUAUCCAGUGUUUAAUGAAAGAGAGUACCAAAUUGACAUCACUGAGAAUGAACCUUUAGGAGAUAUCAAACAGAUACCGUCUGCCACUGACCUUGACCUGAAUCCAGUCAUUUAUUAUGAUAUAAUCUCUGGAAAUGAAGACGGUGUGUUCGAACUUGAUAGAAAUACUCGAAUGUUGAGUCUGGUCAAACCAGUUGACCGAGAGUCAAAAGGAAUCUAUUACAUUGACGUUCAAGCGACCAACGGUGAAGCAGACUAUACUGUCAUUCGUAACCGACGGCGUCGUGCAGCUGAUCUGAGCAUUAUAACAUUGAAGAUUAUUAUCGGAGACAUCAAUGAUUUAGCACCUGCUUUCUUGCAAGAUGAAUAUUAUGGAUGUGUGUCAGCGCGCGCUCCCUAUGACAAGCACAUUCUGACGGUACAAGCUGUUGAUCGUGACGCUAUUGGUACCCCUGUCGUACGAUACAGCGUCAUCGGUGGUAACGUAGUUAGAAAUAAGACACUGUUUGACAUUCAUCCGAAGUUUGGUGUUGUAACAAAUAAGGUUCUGAUGAGGAGUUAUGCUGAUACUACAUUCUUUAUAACAAUAAAUGCUCGUGAUCGAGAAGAUAGUGAGACUGCCGAAUCAGCAAACACUGUUGCUAAGGUAUUUGUAAAUCAACCAGGCAAUGAGGUGAAACUGUUGAUUACACAGAACACUGGUGAAGUACGUCUAUAUCAGUCACAAAUUCAGAGCAUUUUAGAGGAAGCGACAGAUUUGACUUAUGUGUGUAUAAAUGACAUACAAGAUCAUGUAGUGGACUCAGUUGGUUCAGUUACUACAUUAUGGUCUGAUGUCUACAUCACUGGUAUAAGGAGAGAAGUUGUAGAUGGUAAUGACAGAUUUAUAAUCUUGUCAAACACGGAGAUGAAGAACAUUGUUAAUAGGGAGAGAUAUGAUAGAAAAUCUGACUUUGAUCUUCUGUAUAUCAAAGAAGUUGAGGCGGCCAGUAGCAGUCAGGAGAUAGAGCUGGAGGAUCAGGCAGUGCUUAUUAUACUUAUCAUUAUUGCUGUUCUUAUUUUCCUCGUCAUCAUUUUCUGCAUCGUUGCAUUCUUAUGCAUCCGUGCUGCCAAACGUCAGAAGAAAGCCAUGUUGUUACACAAAACACAUGCAACGCCACCUCCCCAGAUGAUGAUUGAACAAGAACCUGUAAUUGUUGAACCAGUAAUUUAUGAUAAUCGUGCAUUUGUUACUGAAGAGCAAAACAUAGUGAUCCAGGAUGAUCCACCGAGGGUAGUUCAGCCAGAUCCUGUGCAUGUGCAAUAUGCCGUCGUUCAGAAACGUUCACCAUCUCCUCAGUACGUUGAAGAGACGACGUAUUUUGAGGAUGAUCAAGACGCCAUCGUUGUCGAAUUGAAGGACGACGUUCCCAGACAGCAAGAUGUUUAUGACACUGAACCAGAGUAUAGAAUAGAAACUGAAGUUGUAACCGAUCAAGAGCGAAUGUAAAGAUAAAAAUGCUACACUAUAUAAUAUACAUGUGCGUAACUCAAUAAAAUGAUGUCAAUAAUACAAAACUAUACAAAUGUUAAAGACAAUGAGAUGUUGUGACAGUUAUCAUGGUGUCAUGACACAAGA
Ruditapes philippinarum (Manila clam) is the source of this 6063-nucleotide messenger RNA. RefSeq names its product cadherin-87A-like. Gene Ontology annotation, cellular component: plasma membrane; cell-cell junction. The record is from RefSeq and is a predicted model, not a curated record. Bases 178 to 5934 code for a protein of 1918 amino acids. Gene Ontology annotation, biological process: homophilic cell-cell adhesion. Gene Ontology annotation, molecular function: calcium ion binding. The transcript is spliced from 43 exons. NCBI's taxonomy places the organism in Eukaryota, Metazoa, Mollusca, Bivalvia, Venerida, Veneridae.